This is a messenger RNA of Copidosoma floridanum, 918 nucleotides long. RefSeq names its product Phosphomevalonate kinase (gene Pmvk). Gene Ontology annotation, cellular component: cytoplasm. Gene Ontology annotation, biological process: cholesterol biosynthetic process; isopentenyl diphosphate biosynthetic process, mevalonate pathway. The record is from RefSeq and is a predicted model, not a curated record. Gene Ontology annotation, molecular function: phosphomevalonate kinase activity. NCBI's taxonomy places the organism in Eukaryota, Metazoa, Arthropoda, Insecta, Hymenoptera, Encyrtidae.
CUGUAUAUAGGUAUACCAUCAUUUUUUAUAUUAGUACGAGCUAAUAUGGCGGAUUCUGGUACUGCAGACGAGCAAGCUGUCACGAAAAAUUUUGCAAAACCCAAGCGAAUCUUAAUUUUUAGUGGGAAAAGAAAAUCAGGAAAGGAUUUCAUUACUGACGAAUUAUUUAAGAGAUUAGGUAGCAAUAAAAGUGUAAUUAUAAAAUUAUCCGGACCAAUAAAGUGUCAUUGGGCAAAAGAAAAAAAUCUUGAUGCAGAGCAAUUAUUCAGUGAUGGAAAAUACAAAGAAUACUAUAGAUUAGAAAUGACAAAAUGGGGCGAAAGCAUGAGAAAAGAGGAUCAUGGAUACUUUUGCAAAGCUGCGAUUUUAAUGUACAAUGCAAAUGAUAAAGAUGUUUGGAUUGUAAGUGAUGCCAGGAGACAAACAGAUUUGAAGUGGUUCAAUGCAAAUUAUGGAGACAAAUGCAAAACAAUCAGAAUUGCAUGUGAUGAUGAAAUAAGGAAAAGCCGUGGUUGGGUGUUUACAAAAGGUAUCGACGACUCAGAGACAGAAUGCGAUCUUGAUGCUGUGAGCGAUUGGGAUUUAAAUAUUAACAACAGUGGCGAAGACAUGGAAACUAUUAUUGAAAUGUUGUACGAUGUUUUAAAAUAAAAUUACCAACAACAAUAUAGUGAAUCUGUUACUGAGUUCAAGUUUAAAAAGUGUAAAUAUUAAUAUGUAUUUUGUCAAGGUGCUGUAUAAUUUUUGUCUUUAUACAUACCGAUGUACAUAUCUUCUUUUAUUCUUAUAAUGUUAUAGUUGUAUGAAUUAAGACGAGUACUUUACCAUUAUCCGCUCUUCUUCCCAAGUAAGAGAGUUUUUCUUUUUUUAGGGUGAUUUUUAAACCAAUAAAAAAAUUUGUGUCGCAUCUCCGGCUCU